AACAACUUGUUGGCAUAAUAACCGCCAAAUUCAAUUGACUCAUUUCUCUGACGAUUUCUUGUUAUCCGCAAAAAACUAUUUGAUAGUGGAUUUCUUUAAGCUUGAUUACAUUUUUAGCUUAUCGGUUACGAUUACAUUUACACAUAGUUUAUUGUGGGAAUAGAUUACUUAAUAGUUGACUAUCAAAGUGACGUGUGUAAACGAUAAUCUUUUGCCCUUUCAAGAUUGAAUAAUAUUUAUCAAGUUAGGUGAUUAUCUCUCCGCAUUUAUUGUGAGUAUUCCAAGAUGGGUGUUUUACAUUUUUAUAGAAUUCCAGGUUUGUCUGAAGGACAAAAAGCUGCAAAAUUAAAAGAACUUCAAGAAACUACAACAGAAAUAGUUGACCUUAGUAGUGAAAUAUGUUUUAAUAUAAGUGUUUGUCAACCUUUGGAUUCAGAUGAGAAAAAAAAACUGCUUUGGCUUCUAUCAUGUCCUUUAAUUCCAGAAAAUACACGAGAGGAUUCCUUUUUAAAUAACUGUCCUGGCAAGAGUUUAAUUGAGAUUGGGCCUAGGUUGAACUUUUCAACUGCAUUUUCAAGCAAUGCUGUAUCUAUUUGUCAUUCAAUGGGCUUGAAGAAGGUUGUAAGGCUUGAAGUUUCAAUUAGAUAUCUGAUUCAUUGGUCUAACCAAAUGAAUUUAAAUACGUCUUUAUUACAGGAGGCUACUUCAUUGCUCCAUGACAGAAUGACAGAAUGUCAGUAUUAUGAACCCAUUAAAAGUUUCAACCAUGGUAUUAUUCCUGAAAAAUGGACUGUAGUUGAUUUGAUGAAUGGAGGUCGCAAGGCCCUGGAAGAUUUAAAUGUGAAAUUAGGUUUGGCAUUUGAUGAUUGGGAUUUGGAUUAUUACUACUGUUUGUUCAAAGAUAAAUUAAAAAGAAAUCCAACUAGUGUUGAAUGUUUUGAUUUAGCUCAGUCCAAUAGUGAACAUAGCCGACACUGGUUUUUCAAGGGAGAAAUGGUGAUAAAUGGUGAAAUCCAGUCUAAAUCUUUGAUUGAUAUGAUUAUGGAAACACAAAACUUUUCAAAUUCCAAUAAUGUUAUAAAAUUUUCUGAUAAUAGUAGUGCAAUUAGUGGUUAUGAAGUAACAAAACUCCUGCCUAGCGAAGUUCACGAACCUAGUGCUUUUAAAACAUCACUUGCUUUUAAUCAUCUUACAUUCACUGCUGAAACUCAUAAUUUUCCUACUGGUGUGUCUCCAUUCAGUGGAGCCACAACUGGAACUGGUGGGCGUAUCCGUGAUGUACAAGCAGUUGGAAGAGGAGGAUAUUGCAUUGCAGGAACAGCUGGGUAUUCUGUUGGAAAUCUUUUGAUACCAGGUUAUGAACAACCUUGGGAAAAUUCCAAUUACAUUUAUCCUGCUAAUAUUGAGAAACCAUUAAAAAUAUUAAUAGAAGCUAGCAAUGGAGCGUCUGAUUAUGGUAAUAAAUUUGGUGAACCAUUAAUUGCUGGUUUUACUAGAAGUUUCGGUCUUGAAGAUCAUUCUGGUGAAAGAAGAGAGUGGAUAAAGCCUAUUAUGUUUAGUGCUGGAAUUGGUGUGAUGAACGCUGAUCAAGUGACCAAAAUGACCCCGGAAAGAGGUAUGCAAGUAGUAAAAGUAGGAGGUCCAGUUUACCGCAUUGGAGUGGGUGGUGGUUCAGCCAGCUCAGUUCAAGUCCAUGGAGAUAAUAAAUGUGAAUUAGAUUUUAAUGCUGUGCAAAGAGGAGAUGCUGAAAUGGAAAACAAAAUGAAUCGAGUCAUAAGAGCUUGUCUUGAAGCAGCAAAAAACCCUAUUUGUAGUAUUCAUGAUCAAGGAGCUGGAGGAAAUGGUAAUGUUUUGAAGGAAUUGGUUGAGCCUAUGGGUGCUGUUGUAUUUUGCAAUGCAUUUACUCUUGGUGAUGACAGUAUUAGCACUUUAGAGCUGUGGGGGGCAGAAUAUCAAGAAAGUAAUGCCAUUCUUUUAAAGCCUGAAGAUGAAACAAUCUUAUUGAAACUUUCACGUAGAGAAAGAUGCCCAAUUGAUAUUGUGGGUGUUGUGACAGGAACUGGAAAGGUAGUUUUAUCUGAAGAAGAGGACAUUGAUACAAACAAAUAUUUAAAUAAUGAUAGUUUAUCAUCUGUCAGUUAUCCAUUUAAUCUCGAUUUAGAGUUGGUUUUGGGAAAAAUGCCAAGAAAAAAAUUUCUGCUGGAGGACAUAUCACCUAUACCACGACAAUUGUUUGUUUCUCCAGAAAUAACUGUUCUUCAAGCUUUGAAUCAUGUCUUACGUCUAGUUACAGUAUGUAGUAAAAGAUUUCUGACAAAUAAAGUCGAUAGAUGUGUAACAGGUCUUAUUGCUCAGCAGCAAUGUGUUGGACCUUUACAUACCCCUUUAUCUGAUUGUGCUGUCACAGCUAUAUCGAUGUUUAAUACGGAAGGUAUUGCAACAUCUAUCGGGGAACAGCCACUGAAAGGGCUUGUAAAUCCUUCUGCUGGCGCUAGAAUGACUGUUGCAGAGGCUCUUACUAAUUUAAUGUUUGCUAAAAUAUCUUGUUUGGAGGAUGUUAAAUGUUCUGGUAAUUGGAUGUGGGCUGCUAAAUUACCUGGUGAAGGAGCUGCAUUAUAUAGAACAUGUCAAUCCAUGUGUGACUUUAUGUCUCAGUUAGGCAUAGCUGUUGAUGGUGGAAAGGAUUCUCUUAGUAUGGCAGCUCGUGUUAAUGAUAAAACAGUUAAAUCACCAGGAUCAUUAGUAAUUUCAACCUAUGCACCCUGUCCUGAUGUAAGAGUUGUAAUUACACCUGACAUUAAAAGCCCGUCAGAAGGCAAUGUUGGCUCACUUAUUUGGGUCUCUUUAUCUGAUAAACAUCGCCUUGGUGGUUCUGCUUUUGCACAGUGUUUUUCACAAAUAGGUUCCUGCUCACCAGAUGUUGAGAAUCCACUUUUGCUGAAAGAAGCUUUUAAAAUCACUCAAAAAUUAAUCUCAGAGGGGAAAAUAUUAGCCGGUCAUGAUAUAAGUGAUGGUGGUUUGAUUACAUGUGUUUUGGAAAUGGCUUUUGGAGGCUUAUCAGGUUUAGAUAUAAAAAUGGAUAUGAAACCUUCCCCAAUAGAAAUUUUAUUUGCUGAAGAAGUCGGGUGGAUUAUGGAAGUCCGUAAAGAAGACAUGAAAUAUGUCAUAGAUAAGUAUGAAACUCAUUCUGUAAAAACUCAGUACAUUGGUGAAGCUACUGGAUUUGGUAUGGAUUCUAAGGUUACUUUUCGGGACAAUGAAGACAAAGUAAUUCUUGAAAAUAAGCUAUACACAUUUUACCAAAUGUGGGAAGAGACUAGUUAUCAAUUAGAAUGUAAACAAGCAAAUAUAGAAUGUGUAACUGAAGAAUUCUUAAACUUGAAGGACAGAAGUGGACCUAAAUAUUGUGUUUCUUUUAAUCCUGAUGAACAGCUUAUACCUCGUUUGAAAUUAACUUCACUUCCCCGUGUUGCAGUUAUACGAGAAGAAGGUACAAACGGUGACAGAGAAAUGGCAGCUGCUCUUUAUAUGGUUGGCUUUGAGACGUGGGAUGUCACAAUGCAGGACUUAUUAGAUAAAAAAGUUACUACCGAUACCUUUCAUGGCAUUAUUUUCCCAGGAGGAUUUAGUUAUGCUGAUGUUCUUGGUUCUGCUAAAGGAUGGUCAGCAUGCUUAUUAUUCAAUGAAUUUCUAAGAGUACAAUUCACAGCUUUUAAAAAUCGCCCUGAUACAUUUAGUUUAGGAGUUUGCAAUGGUUGUCAACUAAUGAGUUUAUUGGGAUGGAUAGGCUCAGAUAAAACUGAUUCUGAUCAAUGCGUCUCUAAAAUGAAGCCCAGUGUUUUCUUGGCUCCUAACCUUUCUGACAGAUACGAGUGCCGGUUUGUUAAUGUAAAGUUUGAAAAGUGUCCUGCUAUAAUGUGCAAAAAUAUGGAAGGCAGUGUAUUUGGAGUAUGGAUUGCUCAUGGUGAAGGACGUUUUACCUUCAAAAAUGAUCAAACUUUAAAAUAUAUUGAGGACCACAAUUGUGUUUCAUUUCGUUAUGUUGAUGAUGAUAGUCAUCCCACUGAAAAUUACCCCUUAAAUCCAAAUGGCAGUAAAGGUGGAAUAGCUGGCAUUUGCUCAGAAGAUGGGAGACAUUUGGCGUUAAUGCCGCAUCCUGAAAGGUGUGUUCUAAUGUGGCAGUGGCCUUAUGUACCACCUAAUUUCAGGAAUUUUCAAACAUCACCAUGGUUAAGAUUGUUCCAAAAUGCUUAUGUUUGGGUAAAUGAAAAAUGUUGAAAAUAAAUUAAAUAAAAAACCUUCACUCCAUCCUCAAAAAAAAAAAAAAAACUCAAGUGGUAAAGUAAUAAAUUAAUAUUUGUAUUGAUUGAUACAAAACUAAUGAGCCAUUUUUGUUAUUAUGAUGUAUUUUUAAAAAUAAAUAUUAUACCAAACCU
Nezara viridula (southern green stink bug) is the source of this 4436-nucleotide messenger RNA. Lineage: Eukaryota; Metazoa; Arthropoda; Insecta; Hemiptera; Pentatomidae. The record is from the annotation of a GenBank genome assembly.